AUGGUAAACGGACCACGAAAGCAUUUAAAGAGACUAAAUGCUCCAAACUCAUGGAUACUUGAUAAAUUAGGAGGUACAUUUGCCCCUAGGCCAAGAUGUGGACCACACAAGCUAAGAGAGUGCCUUCCAUUGUGCUUAAUAGUCAGAAGAAAGCUUAGCUUUGCACAGAACACAAAAGAAGUUCUGCACAUUCUGAAUGACAGACUUGUCAAGGUAGAUGGAAAGAUCAGAAAGGACCCAAAGUACCCAGCAGGAAUCAUGGAUGUCAUAAGUUUUGACAAGAUACACGAAAACUACAGACUUCUUUACAACGUAAACCAGAAAUUCUGCCUGCAGCCAAUCACUAAGGAGGAGGCAAAGUUCAAAAUCUGCAAAGUACUUGCAAAGAGACUAGAAGGACGCAGUAUACUUACUCUCCACACAAAUGAUGGAAGAACUAUUAAGUACGCAGACCCAAGUAUCAACAUUGGAGACAGUAUAAAGUUCAACCUAGAGACUGGAGAAGUAAUGGAGUCUUUCCCUCUUAAAGUAGGAAACACAGCAUACGCAUUCCGUGGAAAGAACCUUGGGUGCGUUGGAAUCAUCAGAGAAGUAAAAGUGCACAUCAGUGGGUUUACCAUCUCCAUACUUGAAGACCUUAACGGAAGAAUGUACACAACACGUACAGAUAACCUAAUGGCAAUUGGAACAGCAGGUGAGUCUCUGAUCACCCUCCCUAAGGAGAGAGGAAUCAGAACAAAUGCCCUCAUGGAAAGUAACAUGGCAUACGGUGAGUUCAAGGAAGAAGGUGACUUUGAUGAAGAAGAAGCACUUUCAGCAGAGGAGAGUGAUGAGGAGUAA
Molecule: messenger RNA, 840 nt
Organism: Nematocida ausubeli
Lineage: Eukaryota; Fungi; Microsporidia
Exons: 1
Coding region: 1-840 (279 amino acids)
Biological process (GO): translation
Cellular component (GO): cytosolic small ribosomal subunit; ribosome
Molecular function (GO): RNA binding; structural constituent of ribosome
Source: RefSeq, a predicted model, not a curated record